AUGACAUCAUUAGAAAAACUAAAUAAAAUCACAUCUGAGAUAAAUUCACAAGAUGAAUUACAAUUAUUAGAAGAAAUCAAUAAUUCAAUUAAAAAUCUUGAUCAAAUUCGAAAAUCUAAAAUUAAUGAAUUAUCAACUAGAACAACAACAUUAACAAAUCAAAUAAAUAUAAUAACUAAAGAAAUAAAUGAAUUAAAUCGAAUAAAUGAUGAAAAUUAUUCAAAAUUAUCAAUUCCUGAAACUUCACCUAUUAGAAAAUCAUCAAAUAUAUUUCAUAUAAUUCUGAUUAAAAAACAAGAAUUGGAUAAUUUAAAAGUUGAAAUUAUUAAAGAAUCUCAAUUAUUACAUACUUCAAUAAGUAAUUUAACUUUAGAAGAAAGAAAUUUAAUUAAUAAAUUAAAUGAAUUAAUUGAAAAAAUUAAUAGAAUCGAUGAAGAUAAUUCAAAAAUUGUAUCUGAACAAGAUCCUUCAAUGUUAAAAAUUAAUCUAUAUAAAAAUUUAGGUAUUAAAUUAGAAACUGGUAAUAGUCAUAAUAGUGAUGAUGGAGAUAAUGAUGAUAUGAUGAUUAUUACAAAUCAAGAUGAUAAUACUUCAAAUAUUCUUAAAGUUGAACCAAAAUUAAGUGAUUUUUUUAUAUCAAAUUAUAUUUGGGAUAAACUAUAA
Molecule: messenger RNA, 663 nt
Organism: Candida tropicalis MYA-3404
Lineage: Eukaryota; Fungi; Ascomycota; Pichiomycetes; Serinales; Debaryomycetaceae
Product: kinetochore-associated Ndc80 complex subunit
Exons: 1
Coding region: 1-663 (220 amino acids)
Source: RefSeq, a predicted model, not a curated record